CCCUCAUCCUUUUUGAAUUGUAUAUCAUGUCCUUUUCAAGAAUGAGUCCUCAAAAGUGUCAGCAAUGGCAGUAGAACUGUAGAACACUCCACCCCUGCUCACCCAAAAUCAGAUUAGGGCCCACACCCUAGAAUUCGAUCGUUGCGUUCAAAAAAGGUAUUGCGUCUUCCAACCCCUCUACACAUUCGAAAUUCAAAUAUUCAAAUGCACAAAGCAGAAACAUCGUCAGACAACUCGCCCCUUUUCUCGCCGUCUCCGCUCCCCCCAAACACUUCCCAAUGCAAUUCGCCGAUUUGUUCUUAAUCUUCUGAGUUCUGAAAUCUGAAUCAAUCCAUCUGUAGAAGUUUCGGUGUUUGGUAAAUCGAUCACUCGAUUUUUUUUUUCUUUUUCAAAUGGGCGAAACGAAGUUAUCAUCGGAUAGCAGAUUGAAGCCAUCGUCGAGGUUCGCUGAUGAGAAUCAACCACCAUCGAAGUGUAAAAACAACAACCCAUCAUCGAAUUUGAAACCCAGAUCGAUAUGGGGUUCUAACAUUGUGAAAGGUUUUUCAGCUGAUAAGAAAACCAGGUCGCAACAAGUCACGAAGAAAUCGCAACAACAGCCACUCACCAUCGUUUCCACGACGAACUCCAAAAACCCUUUUGCUUCUAAUCGAGCAAAACGGUCUCUGAUAGGAGAUUUGUCGUGUUCUGUUACAGCCACACAAGUUCAUCCACAAGGGAUUCAUCACAACUGUGACCAGAACCAGAAUCAGCGGCUGUAUAAAUCUUCGUCUUCUUCAGGGUCUCGAGAUCUGUUCGCUGAGCUUGAUCAGCUCAGAAGCUUGCUCCAAGCAUCUAAAGACAGAGAAGCUAAGUUGCAAGCUGAGUUGUCUGAUUUCAAGCGGAAAAACCUCAAGGCUUUGGAGCUCGAAAGGGUGGUUGAAUCAAAGACGAGUGAAAUCGAUUCUCUUAAAAGCAAAAUCGAUUUGCUAGAAUCAGAAAACACUAGUCUCUCUGAACAGUUGAAUUCUCAUCAGUUACAAGAAAAUCUAGCGAAGGGAGCAGUUAACAAUGUCGAGGUAGAUGUUCUUAAAUUAAGACGACUGAAUGCUGAGCUUCAUCUUCAAAAGAGAAACCUCUGUUGCAGGAUUUCAUCAAUGGAGUCUCAGCUAGCUUCCUUAGCAAAAGAUUCCGAGAAUGAAUUUAUCCAAAAGAUCAAAUCCGAAGCAUCCAUAUUACGACAAACAAACGAAGAUUUAUGCAAACAAGUUGAAGAUCUACAGGUAAGUCGAUUGAACGAAGUCGAGGAGCUUGUUUAUCUUAGAUGGGUCAAUUCCUGUCUCAAAAACGAGCUUCAAAAUUCGACUUUUUUGACUUCUGAUAUAUCUUCAAGCCCAGCUUCUGUUGAAUGGCUUAAUCCUUCUGUAUCAAGUGAUGAAGCUUCUGAACAUGGUAGCACUCAAAAGAGAUUAAGUUCGAUUAAAAAGUGGAAAAAAUGGCCUGUUUUAGAUGAAGAAUCACAAGUCUCCGAACCCAUGAAUUACAAACUCAACCUUGGAUGGUUAGAAGGAAGAAGACACUCAAUCAGUGGCGCAAAUUGUUGUCAAGAAGAAUUGGUUGUGAAUAAAAGAAGACAAUCAGAUGGUUUUAUUAUAUCUUCAAUGGAAAUGGAGGAAGUAGAUUCAAGUGUUAUUCAAGUGAGAGAAGCUACAAAGCUGAAAACUUUAAUGGAUGUUGAAAAAAGAGCUCUUAGGGUUCCUAAUCCUCCUCCUAGACCUUCUACCUUCACUGAAAAGGAACAUAAAGAGGUAAAGUGUCAAAUCCCGCCACCACCACCACCGCCACCUCCACCACCACCUCCGAAGUUCACAGGGCGGAGUAACGGUGGUGGGGUUGUUCAAAGGGCUCCACAAGUGGUUGAGUUUUAUCAUUCUCUUAUGAAAAGAGAUUCCAGAAAAGAUUCUUUAAAUGAUGGGAUUUGUGAUGCUUCUGAAGUUAAUAACGUUAGAAAUAGCAUGAUUGGUGAAAUUGAAAACCGUUCUUCUCAUUUGCUUGCUAUAAAGGAAGAUGUUGAGACACAAGGAGAAUUUGUCAACUCAUUAAUAAGAGAAGUCAAUGAUGCUGUUUAUCCAGAUAUAGAAGAUGUGGUGGCUUUUGUGAAGUGGCUUGAUGAUGAACUUUGCUUUCUUGUGGAUGAGAGGGCUGUUUUGAAACACUUUGAUUGGCCAGAAAAGAAAGCAGACACAUUAAGAGAAGCAGCAUUUGCAUAUCGAGAUCUAAAGAAAUUGGAACAUGAAAUUUCAAAUUAUAAAGACAAUUUCCACAUACCAUGUGACAUGGCAUUGAAAAAAAUGGUGUCUUUAUCUGAAAAAAUGGAGCGUAUUGUGUACAAUCUUCUUCGAACAAGAGAUGUAUUGAUGCGAAAUUGCAAAGAGUUUCAUAUUCCCACUGAUUGGAUGCUUGAUACAGGAAUAUUAAAUAAGAUCAAUAUGUGA
This is a messenger RNA of Lactuca virosa, 2474 nucleotides long. The record is from the annotation of a GenBank genome assembly. NCBI's taxonomy places the organism in Eukaryota, Viridiplantae, Streptophyta, Magnoliopsida, Asterales, Asteraceae.